Messenger RNA from Spea bombifrons (plains spadefoot toad), 1025 nucleotides. RefSeq names its product sulfotransferase 1C2-like. Lineage: Eukaryota; Metazoa; Chordata; Amphibia; Anura; Pelobatidae. The record is from RefSeq and is a predicted model, not a curated record. Bases 109 to 960 code for a protein of 283 amino acids. Gene Ontology annotation, molecular function: sulfotransferase activity. Gene Ontology annotation, cellular component: cytoplasm. Gene Ontology annotation, biological process: sulfation. The transcript has 6 exons.
UCAAUAGCAGGAAAGGUCCGACUAUCGGAUGCCAACGCAUCUCGCUAUAUAAAGAGAGGCUCUGUCAGCACCGAGACAUCUCAGCGGGACGGAGGAUCCAGCCUCAACAUGUCAGCCUCAUCCGGCCUCAUCCACGUCUUCAACGGCAUCCCCUUCACGGCCCGCUCGGCCCCGGAGCUCCUGAGAUCCCUCAACACCUUCCAGGCCAGAGACGACGACCUCCUUCUGGUUUCCUACCCCAAAUCCGGCACCCAUUGGCUGGCGGAAAUCAUGAAGCAUCUGUAUCCGUCUAAAGUGUCCCUGACGGCCCCCAUCGAGUUCGGGGAUCUGUCAAAACUGGAAGAACUGAGUAACAUCAACUCCAAGCGCAUCAUCCCCACUCACCUGAGCUACGACAUGCUGCCCACCGACUUCAAGGUCAAGAAAUGCAAGGCUAUUUAUAUCAUUAGGAACCCAAAGGACACGGCGGUCUCCUUGUUCCACUAUUACAGAGAAAACCCCCACCUGCCCACCAUCGACGCGUGGCCGGCGUACCUGGAGAUGUUUCUGCGCGGAGAAGUCGUCUGCGGGUCCUGGUUCGAUCACAUCUUGGGUUGGGAGGAACACAGGAACGAAACGCCAACGCUGUUCCUGUAUUACGAGGCCAUGAAAAAGGAUCUCCCUAAAGCUAUCAGGAAAAUCAGUUCCUUCCUCGGCAUCAACAUCAACGACAACGAAAUCGGCGAGAUCUGCAAGAAGACGUCUUUCAGCGAGAUGAGGAGCAACGUGGAGCGAGAGCGCAGCGACCCAAACCACACGGUGUGCAGCCUGACCUCCAACAAGAGGCUGAUCUUCCGGAAAGGGACCGUUGGCGAUUGGAAGAAUUAUUUCUCCAACAGGCAGAAUCGCCUCUUUGACGAGAUGUACCAAACAAAGAUGGAUUCCAGCACGCUGGCGAAGUGCAUCCAUUACGAGAACUGAACGCAGAAGCGCCAUCUGUUAAUAUGUUACACGGCAACCGAAACCCGGCGGGACGUCCUCCCGCA